Ascoidea rubescens DSM 1968 is the source of this 441-nucleotide messenger RNA. It is a transcript of the gene RPS15, whose product is annotated as 40S ribosomal protein uS19. Gene Ontology annotation, biological process: ribosomal small subunit assembly; translation. Gene Ontology annotation, cellular component: ribosome; cytosolic small ribosomal subunit. The coding region runs from base 1 to 441 and encodes 146 amino acids. The record is from RefSeq and is a predicted model, not a curated record. Gene Ontology annotation, molecular function: structural constituent of ribosome; RNA binding. The transcript is spliced from 2 exons. Lineage: Eukaryota; Fungi; Ascomycota; Saccharomycetes; Ascoideales; Ascoideaceae.
AUGGCUCCAGCUCCAACUGAAAAAAAGAGACGUACCUUCAAAACCUUUUCUUAUCGUGGUGUUGAUUUGGAACAAUUAUUAGAAUUGCCAACUGAAGAAUUUCCAACUUUAUGUCGUUCAAGAAUUAGACGUCGUUUUCAACAUGGUUUAAACUCAAAACCAAUGGGUUUAAUUAAAAAACUAAGAGCUGCUAAAUUAGCUGCUCCAGAAAAUGAAAAACCUGCUGUUGUUAAGACUCAUUUAAGAAAUAUGGUUGUAGUCCCAGAAAUGAUUGGUUCAGUUAUUGGUAUCUACAACGGUAAAGUCUUCAACCAAGUUGAAAUUAAACCAGAAAUGAUUGGUCACUACUUGGGUGAAUUUUCUAUUUCUUAUACUCCUGUUAGACAUGGUAGACCAGGUAUUGGUUCCACCAACUCUUCACGUUUUAUCCCUCUUAAAUAG